This is a messenger RNA of Aspergillus viridinutans, 663 nucleotides long. RefSeq names its product PaaI family thioesterase. Lineage: Eukaryota; Fungi; Ascomycota; Eurotiomycetes; Eurotiales; Aspergillaceae. The record is from RefSeq and is a predicted model, not a curated record. The transcript has a single exon. The coding region runs from base 1 to 663 and encodes 220 amino acids.
AUGACAGCUACCUCUACUUCUACUUCGAUCUCUACAUCUACAGAAGAAACCCUCGCCUUCUUCAACACCAUCCCCAAAUGCGCCGAGAUCCUCGCUCAACCGGACCUAAGGGUGAUCCAUCCGCGCAACCCUGACACCUUCUUCCACUCGACCCUCCGGACCAACCACGGAAUUUUUAGGUCCGUCUUCAUUUACCAGCCGGCCCAUGCUCAUACCACAACAUCAACAUCUCCCUAUUCAAACGAUACAGAUACUGAUACCAGCGCCAUCGCCGCCGCCGCAAACGCAAACGCAGAACCGCAAGAGCGAGAGCAAGGCUACCUCCUCCUCCACCUCGGCCGCGGCCUAUCGGGGCAGCCCGAUAUCGCGCACGGCGGGUUCCUGGCUACGGUGCUGGACCAGGUUACGGGGACAUUGAUCCGGGCGAGUGGGUUGGAUCGGGGGCGGGGGGCGGUCACGAUUUAUUUGAAUGUGAAGUAUCAAAGGCCGGUGAGGGUUCCUGGGGUUGUUGUUGCGAGGGCGGAGGUUGGGAGGGUGGAGGGGAGGAAGAUUUAUGUGGAGGGGGAGAUUUUUGUUGCGGAUGACCAAGGGGAGGGGGACGCGGGUUGUGUGGCCUGUGAAGGGAUGUUUUUGGUUAAGAGGGAUGUUACUGUUAGGAUUUGA